Molecule: messenger RNA, 914 nt
Organism: Centruroides sculpturatus (bark scorpion)
Lineage: Eukaryota; Metazoa; Arthropoda; Arachnida; Scorpiones; Buthidae
Exons: 8
Coding region: 252-911 (219 amino acids)
Source: RefSeq, a predicted model, not a curated record
UGGCAAUACCAAAUUCACAUGUUAAUAAAAUCGCGAAGAAUGUUAAAGACUUCAAACCUUGUAAGGUGUGCUCGCUUAGAAUAGCCAUAACGAAUGCAUACGGACCAUGUACAUGCUUGGAAUGCGCUGAUUUCUUUUACGAAAAUGUAUAUUACUUGAAGCUACCACGUUGCAAAGAGAAUGCCAAAUGUCUUAUACUAGUAAAAAAUAGCUGCUCGGCCUGUAGAUUAAAUAAAUGUUACAAUGUUGGAAUGAAAUCGGAUUGUAUCUAUAGACCCGAAAUAUAUAAUAAUAUUCGCUUGUAUAGAUUAGGAAAAACUCGUAAAAACUCGAAAUUCUAUAAAUUUUUGGACGAGAAGAAUUUAUUUGAAUUUUUCCCAUGUCUAUACGCUUUGUUUAUGAGAAAUAUAAGUUUUAUCAAUGCUUUUCAAACGUUACCAAAUUCUUAUAAGGGUUUCUUAUCGCGCGUAUGCAUGAAGAGAGGAAUUAUUAUGGAACUUGUUGAAAGAUGCUACAAUACUCACGACGUUUUAAGAUUAGAAAAGUGUUUCAUUGAUCCUCACGUUUCGCGAAGUGAAUUUGUAAGAGAUUUUGGACGUGAAAUCUUGAAUUUUAUAAGAACUUUGAAAAAUCAUAUUCAUACUACCCUUGACUUUUAUCUUAUCAAAUUCAUUUUAAUAUUUGAUGACUAUACUAUUUUAUCGAUACCUUCCUUUGACCUUUUUCUUCAUAUAUUAAUAAGACAAGUCGCCGUUUUGGAGAAACUUCUUUCUAAUUUUGAGUACGAGUUCGGAUGUAUUGAUGAUGAAGUUAGAUUGCAUCAUUUCAAUAUGAAUUUAGUGAAUAGAAGAUUUGCAGAUCACAUAAAUCAACAAUCUUCUCCAGAGUUUUACUUCAUCUGCAACAAUUAAGAA